Molecule: messenger RNA, 1125 nt
Organism: Erigeron canadensis
Lineage: Eukaryota; Viridiplantae; Streptophyta; Magnoliopsida; Asterales; Asteraceae
Product: putative F-box protein At1g47790
Exons: 1
Coding region: 1-1125 (374 amino acids)
Molecular function (GO): protein binding
Source: RefSeq, a predicted model, not a curated record
AUGGCAGACAACAUUCCUUUUGAAAUUCAAAUUGAAAUCGUCAAAAGACUUCCUGUUAAAUCAGUAGCCAUAUUCAGAUCGAUAUCAAAAGCAUGCAAAUCAAUGAUCGACAGCCCUCUCUUUAUUGCCAAUUACACCAAUUUUCAUCAGCAUCAUCGGCUUCUUAUAAGGUAUGAAUUCGUCAAUACUUUUCCUGAGAAGGAAAUCAAAUAUGUUUCCAUUGUUGACAAUGACACUUUCUCCCAGCACGAAUUUGACAAAGUUUGUAAUGUUCCCGUAUCGUUUAAACUACUUAACAAACUAUAUCUUGUUAGUACGUCUCAAGGGUUGUUAUGCUUUUCUGGUAUUUCUCAAGAGGAUGGCUGUGAUGAGGAAACAGCUGUGAUUUGGAAUCCGAAACUUGGAAAAUCCAUUGCUGUUGAUGUGCCUUGUAUAUUUGCUGCUUUAGGCUUUGGGGUUCGUCCUGAUAAUUUUGACCCAAUGAUUGUAAUGGUGGGUAAUGUGGCACAUCCUAAACCGGUUAUGCUGUUUACUUUAAGCUCACGGGUUUGGAGAGUUCCAUGUGGUAACCUGCCACCUAAGUACAUUUAUUUUCCAAAAGUGUCUCCGGUAGCCACAGAUAAUCGGUGUAUUUAUUGGAAAGCUUUUAAGUGGCAUAUUAAUCUUGUUGUUUCGUUUGAUAUGGUGAGUGAAAACUUUAUGGAAAUAAACCUCCCUCAUAGUGUAGCACACGGGACUUAUCAUGAUUUCUCCGUCUCUAAGAUAAAGGAGUCUCUUGCUCUACUUGAAUACUCUGAUGACGCCGAGAAACGAGUUUGUGGUGUAUGGAUGAUGGUGGAGGAUUGUGUUUCAAAAUCGUUCACAAAGCUAUUUACCGUGAACACACCAUCAUUUGAGACUAAGGUUCUCGGAUUUAGUAAGAAUGACCAACCCAUUAUGGAAAAAGUUAUAGCUAAAUCUGGGGUAGCAUCAUCACUUGUAGUUUAUCAACCAUGCACAAGAGCCAUCGAGAAUGUGUGGAUCAUUGGCAGGCGUGGUUCAUUCUUUGUGAGUUCCUACACGGCAACUUUACUUUUGCUAGAUGAGUUGGAUGAGCAAUCUAUAAAGAUCCAAUUGCAGUUUUAG